This is a messenger RNA of Haliotis rufescens (red abalone), 1474 nucleotides long. RefSeq names its product sodium-coupled monocarboxylate transporter 1-like. The transcript has 14 exons. Gene Ontology annotation, molecular function: symporter activity. Gene Ontology annotation, biological process: transmembrane transport; sodium ion transport. The record is from RefSeq and is a predicted model, not a curated record. NCBI's taxonomy places the organism in Eukaryota, Metazoa, Mollusca, Gastropoda, Lepetellida, Haliotidae. The coding region runs from base 1 to 1455 and encodes 484 amino acids. Gene Ontology annotation, cellular component: membrane.
AUGAAUCGAGUGAGAAAUCGACAAGGGUCGAAGGCUGAACUUGACUGUGCUAACAACUUCUCGUUUCAAAGGUACACAAUUGACUUGGCUUUGAAUGCGUUUGUGAUGGAUGCCACUGCGCCAAUGGAGUCUCACAUGUUUGGAAAAUGGGAUUACACAGUGUUUGGUAUCAUGGUAGCCGCCUCGGUGAGUACUGGCAUAUACCACGCCAUAGUCGGCAGACAUGAUAGACUGGAGGAGUACUUCCUGGCUGGACGCGCUAUGCCCUUCUUCCCCAUAGCGUUGUCGAUGCUGGCUUCGUUCACGUCCAUCAUUACCAUGCUUGGAGCAUCAGGAGAGGCGUAUAGUAAUGGCAUCAUGUGGGUUCUCAAUGAAAUAGCGCACUCUGUGGGAAAAGUUAUAGACAUGUGCCUCCUGCUGACCCUUCUGAAGAGACUGAACUUAUCAAGCCCAUUUCAGUAUAUCGAGGGUCGCUUCAAGUCCAGACUUCUCACCCUCAUUGUGACGGUGGCGUCUUGUGUACACAAUAUGUUCUACAUGAGUGUAAUCUUGUUUGGACAGGGAAUGGCAUUGCAGGCCGUGACAGGGUUCUCCACACUGGCAUCAAUCUUAGUGACGUCAGCGGCAGCUAUUCUCUACACUUCUAUUGGUGGCCUGAAAGCGGUGAUAUGGACAGAUGUUCUCCAGUACACCCUUAUGUUUACUGGGAUACUAGCAGUCACAAUAAAGGGCACCAUUGACGUAGGAGGAGUGCAGGAGAUAUGGAGCAGGAUGAGGUCUGGAGGAAGACUUACUUUCAUAUAUGACUUUGACCCGACUAUCCGCCACACUGUGUGGAUCGUAGGAUUUGCCGGAAUAUUUAAUCCACUUGGUCUUCUUUUCCGACCUGCCUAUCUUCAGCGUAUUGCCGCCACGAAGUCACUCACCGACGCAAGAAGGGCGAUGAUGAUUGGCCUUCUCUGCAGUCCCUUAUUCGGAAUCCUUUGCGUCAUCAGUGGCCUUGUGGCAUAUGGUUACUAUGACUACAAGAGAUGUGACCCUGUAGCAUCCAAUCAGAUCGACAAAAGUGAUCAGGUAUUACCUUUCAUGACGAUCGACAUUUUCCGAAACAUGCCAGGAAUGCCAGGACUGUUUCUUGCAGCACUCUACAGUGCGUCUCUCAGCUCAUUAUCAUCAGGACUAUCGGCCCUUGCGAAUAUAACAUGGGAGGAUUUCGUAAAACCACGUGUUUCUGCAAUGUCGGAGUUCAAACAAAUGGCUGUUGCCAAAGUCUCAGUGGUGGCGUGGGGUGUUGCUAUUUGUUGCGUGGCGAUAUGCGUGUCAUCCAUGAAAUCCAUCCCCCUACUUCAGAUCUAUUACAGCGCCAACUCAAUCAUUGCUGGGCCAAUGUUCAGCCUAUUCUACCUCGGUGCCAUGUUCCCGUUUGUCAAUACAAGAGUAUGUAUACAUUGCUGAUUUGCCCACAUCAAUGCAC